Solenopsis invicta (red fire ant) is the source of this 2523-nucleotide messenger RNA. RefSeq names its product LIM/homeobox protein Awh. Gene Ontology annotation, molecular function: RNA polymerase II transcription regulatory region sequence-specific DNA binding; DNA-binding transcription factor activity, RNA polymerase II-specific. Gene Ontology annotation, cellular component: nucleus. The transcript is spliced from 4 exons. Lineage: Eukaryota; Metazoa; Arthropoda; Insecta; Hymenoptera; Formicidae. The record is from RefSeq and is a predicted model, not a curated record. Gene Ontology annotation, biological process: neuron differentiation; regulation of transcription by RNA polymerase II. The coding region runs from base 788 to 1804 and encodes 338 amino acids.
CCGGACGUACGUCCUGGCCGGAGUUCCCGAUCCUCUCCGUGCUCUGCCACCUAUUAUCAUCACCUCUCUGUCUCAACCCCCCUCCCCCCUCCUCGCGCCCGACACGUACGCGACGCGCGAGCUCGCGAGUCGUGUCGUUGUUGCAUCGGUGUGUACAUACAACAGCUCCGAUGGUUUCUUUCUCCGCGCGAGAUACCGCGUGAUCUGCUCGACGCAGAUUUCUUCUCGGGUCUAUCCACGGCAAGAUCUCAUCAAUUCGUCCCAAUUACUGUGUCGAUUUAGACUUUUGAUUAUAUAGAGCGAAAAUGGAUCCCCGCGACAUUUCUCAUUUAGCAUUCUUAUGGUAAAAAGAGGCCCAGCUGUCAUUGACACUCGAGUGUAGGGCCACGCGUGCGAGUGUGCGAGUGCCGACCAUCCCCACGCACUGCUCUUCCAUCGCCCAUCCCUGCGCCCAUCGGGCGGCGGUGGUAGGGGCAGAACCGAGUAUGUCAGUCUUCUCUUAGCACCGAUCGGGGUAGGGUGUCGUUCGAUUCUUUGCCAGAGUCGCGCGGUUCUCGCAUCUGCGUGAAUGACGGAUGAUCGGGCCGAGCGAGCCGAGCCGCGGCACAAAUCUGUGGGAUAGAUAUAGAUUGGUGGAAAACUUGGUUUUCGCGGAUUCGACGGUACACACGGAGGAGGGAAAGAGGAGGGGCGCAGGAGCGCGCGAGUAAUACGAGGUAUUACAUACGAAAUGAAGAAAAGAAGAAGCGCGUAAUCGCGCGUCUGGAUUAAUCGCGACGGCGUAAUUAUGAAGACCGAAAUGGAGACGGAGCCCGAAUGCGCGGACGGUGUCCUGUGCCCGAAGGCUAACAACAAUAACAACAAUAACACCAACAACAACAACAAUAAUAACAAUAACACUAGUAACAACAACAACGUCGCCGUCGCGAAAAAGGGCGGCAGCGAUAACGGAUACGACGCUAUGGAGAUGGACUGCGGCGGCUGCGGGGAGAGCGUACGCGAGCGCACCGUCUUGUGCGUAGGGGGUCGUACCUGGCACUCCAGAUGCCUAAAGUGUUGCGCCUGUGCGAGGCCUCUGCACGACCAGCACUCGUGCUUCCUGCGCGGCAUGCGGCUCUACUGCAGGCACGAUUACGCUCUGACAUUCGGCGCGAAAUGCGCGAAAUGCGGGCGUAGCGUGGGCGCCGGGGACUGGGUGAGGAGGGCGAAGGACAGAGUCUAUCACUUGGCUUGUUUCGCCUGCGACGCCUGUUCUCGUCAGCUGUCCACGGGCGAGCAGUUCGCGCUCCUGGACGCCCGACUCCUCUGCAAGGCUCAUUAUCUGGACGUGGUCGAGGGUAAUAAUACCUCCUCGUCGGAGGAUUGCGACUCCGAGCACGGCGGCAAGGGCAGCAAAACGAAGCGCGUGAGAACGACCUUUACCGAGGAGCAACUCGCGGUCCUGCAAGCCAACUUCCAGAUGGACAGCAACCCGGACGGACAGGACCUCGAGAGGAUAGCCCAAGUAACUGGUCUCAGCAAGAGGGUCACGCAAGUCUGGUUUCAGAAUUCGAGGGCGAGGCAGAAGAAGCACAGCGGCAAGAUCAAGACUCAGAUGCAUCAUUCGCCGCCGAUGCAUCAUCAUCCGGUCGACCUGUAUUCCGGUGGAAUCAACGUGGUCGGCGCUUAUCUCGGUGGUUAUCAGGCCAGCAAUGCCGGUAGCGAGAGCCCAGGUAGCCCAUUGACGCCGCUCACACCUCUGACUCCGCUCACACCGACGACACCGAAUCACUUGCAGGCCCAAUUCUGCCACCCAGCGGGAUAAUCCGAUGUAAAAGUUUCCACGAGGCCAUUGACAUUAACCCUUUUGCACUCAAAUGUGUGCUUUCAAUUUUUGUCGUAAAAUCAUAUAAUUCGAAAAUAUAUACGAAAAUUCGUGAUAAUAUCUUGCAAAAUCUAAAAGUUACGAUUAUAUCUUUUUCGCAUUCUUUUUUAUGUGCACAAAAAAUCAGGUAAAAAAAUAUAUCACAAGCUGACUGAUGCACUAGUUUCAAUCAAUCAAAUUAUUACGCGAGCGAAGAAUUAACAAUUACAUGUGAAGGAAAUCAUAAAACAAAUUAAUUUGUACAUAUUAUCCCGUGGAGAUGUAAAAUAAGCGCGCGUUUAUUGUUAGUACAAUACGUAAUGUAUGGAAGGUACAAGUUUUUUGUAUUUAAAGUUAGAUUAAGCUUAUUUAUUCCGAACUUGUAACAAUUUAUUACGUCUACUUGCGAAUAGAACCUCUUAGACGACACGAAAAAAAGGGAGAAAAACGCAAGAUUGUUGCGUUCAUUUUUUGAAACACUUCGACGUAGACAUUCUUUAAUCCAUAGUAAGAUACUGUAUAUAACGCGAAUGGUAGCUUUUGUACAUAUGUCUUCUGUAGGUAAAUAUAGAAAAUAUUGUGAAGAGUGAGAGAAAAGCGUGGAGAACUUGAUAUCGCCUACUUGUCGCUGCAAUAUUGUAAACCGUACUGUUAUUAAUAAAACGCCUUUUAUUGUUAAA